This is a messenger RNA of Onthophagus taurus, 911 nucleotides long. RefSeq names its product splicing regulator SDE2. Gene Ontology annotation, cellular component: nucleus. The record is from RefSeq and is a predicted model, not a curated record. Lineage: Eukaryota; Metazoa; Arthropoda; Insecta; Coleoptera; Scarabaeidae.
GUCAUUAAAUAGAUAACCUAUUCUUAAUCAGUGUCAUCUGUCAUUUUAAGAAUACAAAAACUUUAUUUUUAUCUAUAAACAAUGAUUCCAAUAACAAUAAACAACAGUAUUGUAUUCGAAGUAAAUUCAAAAACCUCACUAAACGACAUAAAAACAAAAAUUUCAUCCACCUUCAAUAUAAACUCAAACGAUUUUUAUCUCGUUCAAAAUGGAAAAAUUCUCAAUAAUACCCCGUAUAGUACAUCGAAAAUUGACGUUGUAUUUCGACUUGUUGGUGGAAAGGGUGGUUUUGGUUCGAUGCUUCGAGCAAUUGGGGCUCAAAUUGAGAAAACGACGAAUCGUGAGGCUUGUAGGGAUUUAAGCGGGCGUCGAUUGAGGGAUAUCAACGAAGAAAAGCGGUUAAAGAAAUGGAUUGAGCAACAAGCUGAACGAGAACAAGAAGCUGCAGAUAAAAAACAGAAAAAAUUAGAGAGGUUAUGCGAAAAACCCAAGUUGAGUGCAUUUAAAGAUGAGGCAUAUGAUAGAAUGCGAUCUGAAUUACCUGAAAUUAUUGAGGAUUCAAUUGCGCAAGGUAUGAAGAAGGCUUCAGAAUUAAAAGUUGGGUUGAAGCGGAAAAAUGAUGAUAAUGGAAAAGGAACAGGGAAAAAGAAGAAACUUUGGCUUGAUGAUGAUUUGGAGGAUUUGGACACAUCCAGUGAUGAUUCAGAAUGUGAGGAUCAAUCAAAAUCUAAAGAAAUUCGUUUGGGAGAAAGUAAUGAGGAUGAAGCUUCUUGUUCAUCUGAAAAAGAAAUUGUCGAGAAGGAGGAUGAUGUAAAUAAAUGUGAAGAUGAUAAAAAGAAAAAUGAAUGAUUUUCUAGUUUACUUUGUAAUUUAUAAAUAAUUGAUUUCAAUAAAUAUUUUUUUAUUACAAU